AGGUGGGGAUCCAGAAUGGCAAAAAGAAUGCAAGGAAUUAUGGAAAGCAUUCAAACGUUGUGCAGUGGAGAUCAUGGAAAUGAAGGAUUUAUGCAAGACGACGAAGACGAAGAAGAAGAAAACGGAGUAGGCAGACUCACCAGCUGGGCUGAGCUUCUCGGUUUCGGUCUCGCGGUGUUUUCCGAAGCCAUUGCUCCCCAAUUGCAGUGUUUCUGCGAUCGUACUCUAGGGUUCGCAGUCGGGCAAGGGGGAUCGCGCGAAGCGUGGAUCAAGGCCGUGGCGAUGGCGAUGUCGCUGGUGCGGAAGGCAGUGAAGAAGGGAUGGGUAGGCGCCUUGGCGCCCGCAGCUCGUGUGAUGAGCCAGGCACUGAGCACGGCUUCGGAGCCAAUCACGCUUGACAUCCCCGUGCCAUUCAAGGCACACAAGGUGGAAACCCCGUCCGUCACCGUGGAGACGUCGGCGCAGGAGCUCACGAAUUUCUUCAAGACGAUGUUCAUCAUGCGUCGCAUGGAGAUUGCGGCUGAUAGUUUGUAUAAGUCUAAGUUUAUUCGGGGUUUUUGUCAUCUGUACGAUGGGCAGGAGGCGGUCUGUGUGGGAAUGGAAGCCGCUUUGAAUGACAAGGAUUGCAUAAUCACCGCUUACCGGGACCAUUGUACGCAUUUAGGCCGCGGGGGCUCCGUGUUGGAAGUCUUUGCGGAGCUUAUGGGGAGGAAGGAUGGGUGCUCCUUGGGCAAGGGCGGGUCUAUGCACAUGUAUAACAAGAAGGGCGGGUUUUAUGGUGGGAAUGGAAUUGUUGGUGCUCAGACGCCGCUUGGUGCGGGCUUGGCUUUUGCGCAGAAGUAUUUGAAAGUGGAAGGAGUGACGCUAGCAAUGUAUGGAGAUGGCGCUGCCAAUCAGGGGCAGUUAUUCGAGGCGAUGAACAUCUCAGCACUUUGGAAUCUGCCGGUUAUCUAUGUCUGCGAGAACAACCAUUAUGGUAUGGGUACUGCAGAGUGGCGGUCAGCCAAAAGUCCCGAGUAUUACAAACGUGGGGACUACAUUCCUGGGCUGAAGGUCGAUGGCAUGGACUGCUUAGCUGUGAAGCAGGCGGUCAAGUAUGCUAAGGAGUAUGCUUUGCAGAAUGGUCCCAUGGUCUUGGAGAUGGACACAUAUAGGUAUCAUGGACAUUCCAUGUCCGACCCAGGCAGCACUUACCGAACUCGUGACGAGAUCUCUGGUGUUCGUCAAGAGCGAGAUCCCAUAGAAAGAAUUAGGAAACUCUUAUUGUCUAACAAUAUUGCUACAGUUGCGGAGCUGAAGACAAUGGAGAAAGAGGCUAAAAAAGAAGUAGAAGAUGCACUAUCCAAGGCCAAGGAGAGUCCCUCUCCCGAUUCAGACGAGCUUUUCACUCACGUCUAUCGGAAGGGUUAUGGAGCUAAGGCGUAUGGAGCUGAUCGCAAGGAGGUGGUUGUCAAGUUGCCUUGAAGAAGCUCACAUUCUUGGCCGACAAUUUCAUUCAAUGGCUGCUUACCUUAUAUCAACAGCACAUCAUGUUUAUGAUAUCAAAUAAGCUUUAUCAUGUUGGUAGAUUAUAGGUCAUAUAUGGAUUGUAUUGACCUCAAUUUUCGUAGAAGCUCAGUGGGUUAACAUGGUGAUGUCGAAACUGUCGGGCGAUUAUUCUCCCUUUUAGAGAAUAAUUGUGAUGUCCUUCCGCCCUUAUUUAAAUAGGAUACAGUAACUUCUACUGCUGUCUUGCAUGUUAUGUUACAAAUCAUAGGCUUUUAUGGUUGUUUUCUCAUAAUUUUAGUAAGAACUGAAAUAAUGUUAAGAAGUCACAAUUCUUUGAAAAUUCAGGGUUGACUGUCUUUUUCUUCUA
Messenger RNA from Physcomitrium patens, 1855 nucleotides. Its product is annotated as pyruvate dehydrogenase E1 component subunit alpha-1, mitochondrial. Gene Ontology annotation, cellular component: intracellular membrane-bounded organelle. Gene Ontology annotation, molecular function: pyruvate dehydrogenase (acetyl-transferring) activity. The record is from RefSeq and is a predicted model, not a curated record. Gene Ontology annotation, biological process: pyruvate decarboxylation to acetyl-CoA. NCBI's taxonomy places the organism in Eukaryota, Viridiplantae, Streptophyta, Bryopsida, Funariales, Funariaceae.